Molecule: messenger RNA, 195 nt
Organism: Pelobates cultripes (western spadefoot toad)
Lineage: Eukaryota; Metazoa; Chordata; Amphibia; Anura; Pelobatidae
Source: the annotation of a GenBank genome assembly
AAUGGAGGAUAGACACUUCGGGGUGUUAGACUGGUUGAUAGUUUACAUUAUCAACCCUUUGUUGAUUGGUUUUUUGAUCCAGUACGGUAUUUUUAUUUUUACACGUAUUAUUAAACCCCCACAGCGCUUAUACCGCUUCCAGGUUGCCAGGGUGACCGGACUUGCGAGUGUAUCCGGCUCCCAUGGCAACGGACG